Messenger RNA from Ficedula albicollis (Collared flycatcher), 5021 nucleotides. RefSeq names its product solute carrier family 38 member 10 (gene SLC38A10). Gene Ontology annotation, molecular function: amino acid transmembrane transporter activity. The coding region runs from base 134 to 3442 and encodes 1102 amino acids. The transcript has 17 exons. Gene Ontology annotation, biological process: amino acid transmembrane transport. NCBI's taxonomy places the organism in Eukaryota, Metazoa, Chordata, Aves, Passeriformes, Muscicapidae. The record is from RefSeq and is a predicted model, not a curated record.
GGGCCCGGUGGGGCCAUGGCGGGCACGGGCGGCUGAGGGGAACCGGGGGCACCGGGCGCUCCGAGCCGGCCGUGAGGCUCUGGGAGCGGCCACAAACCGGCUCCCCCGCAGCGGGGAUCCUCCGCCGCGGGCCAUGGCGGCGGCGGCGGCGGCGGCGGGUUCCAACUGGGGCCUGAUCAUGAACGUGGUGAACAGCAUCGUGGGGGUGAGCGUGCUCACCGUGCCCUUCUGCUUCCGACAGUGUGGGAUCCUCCUGGGAGCUGUGCUGCUGCUCUUCUGCUCCUGGAUGACUCACCAGUCCUGCAUGUUCCUGGUGAAGUCGGCCAACCUCAGCAAGCGCAGGACCUACCCCGGCCUCGCAUUUCAUGCCUAUGGAAAAGCAGGAAAAAUGUUGGUGGAAACAAGCAUGAUUGGGCUGAUGCUGGGCACUUGCAUCGCUUUCUACGUCGUCAUCGGCGAUUUGGGCUCCAACUUCUUUGCGCAGAUGCUCGGAUUCCAGGUGUCGGGCGCCUUCCGGGUGGUGCUGCUCGUCGCCGUGUCCCUGUGCAUCGUCCUUCCCCUGAGCCUCCAGAGGAACAUGAUGGCCUCCAUUCAGUCCUUCAGUGCCAUGGCUCUCAUCUUCUACAGCGUCUUCAUGUUCGUGGUUGUGGUGUCCUCCUUCAAUCACGGGCUCUUCAGCGGGCAGUGGCUGCAGCGAGUGAGUUACAUGCGCUGGGAGGGCAUUUUCCGCUGCAUCCCCAUCUUUGGAAUGUCUUUUGCCUGCCAGUCUCAGGUCUUGCCUACUUACGACAGCUUGGAUGAGCCGUCUGUCAAAAUCAUGAGCUCCAUAUUUGCUUCUUCGCUAAACGUGGUCACCACCUUUUACAUCAUGGUGGGCUUCUUUGGCUACGUGAGUUACACCGAGGCCAUUGCUGGCAACGUCCUGAUGAACUUCCCUUCCAACGUGGUGACGGAGAUGAUCCGCGUGGGAUUCGUGAUGUCGGUGGCAGUGGGGUUCCCCAUGAUGAUCCUGCCCUGCAGACAGGCACUCAACACCCUGCUCUUUGAGCAGCAGCAGAAGGACGGCACCUUCGCUGCCGGGGGCUACAUGCCCCCGCUCCGCUUCAAAGCCCUGACGUUGGCCGUUGUCUUUGGAACCAUGGUCGGAGGCAUCAUGAUCCCCAAUGUGGAAACAGUCCUGGGCUUGACAGGUGCGACCAUGGGAAGCCUCAUUUGUUUCAUCUGCCCAGCUCUUAUUUACAAGAAGAUCCACAAGAAUGCGCUUUGUUCACAGAUUAUCCUGUGGAUUGGGCUGGGAAUGCUGGUGAUCAGCACCUACACCACCCUGUCUGCCUCCGAGGACACCCCUGUGAGGACAGAAGCAGUGGGCUUGGAGCACCUGGACAGAGAGGAGAACAGAAUUGACCAGGAUUCAAUCAAACUUCCAGAGCAGAACCCGGUGGUGGAGGAGCCUGAGGAUGACCGUGAUAAACCCAAAGUGCCCGAGGAAAAGGAAGAGAUGGAGCAGCCACAAAUCAAGGUGCCUGUGCAGGUACCCAAGAGGGAAGAGGAGAGAGGAAAGGUGGAAGAGAAAGUGCAGCUGGACCGUCCUGAUCAAGGGAUUGCCGUGCCCGUGGGGGAGGCUCAUCGCCACGAGCCCCCCGUCCCACACGAUGAGGUGGUCGUGGACAUGGGGCGGGAGCGGGAGGAAUCCGAGGAGAACAAAGUGGCUCCUGGAGGAGCCAGCGACCAUCUGCUGGAGGAACCAGCCAGGCUGAAGCCCCAGAAGGAGGCACUGGGCCCAAAACAAGGGAAGGAAGUGGUUGCUGAGAACCAGCAGCGGGGAGUGACUGUCCCAAAUCUGGAGAAGGUCCCAGAGGCAGCGGUGCAGCAGGGUGGGAGGCCACCCUACAAGGAGCUGCAACCAGGGGAAGCCAAGCUGGAAGCCAAGGCACAGGCAGCCGUGCUGGAUGGUGACACUGCUGAGGCUGCUGAACGGGACAAGCCACAGCUCCAGCUCCCCAGGAAAGCAGAGGAGGCUGCAAAGCCCGUGGAGAAGGAAGCAGAGCCUGGUGAAAAGCAGGAGCUGCCCCUCCCAGAGAGAGCAGAACUGCUGGAGAACCAGAACACUGAGGACAGACAGGAGAAGGCAGGGGAAGCAGGACCAGCAAAACUACUGGACCACAAUGUGCUGCUGCAGGUGAUCAAGGAGCAGCAGGUGCAGCACAAGCAGCUCCUGGACCAGCAGGCAAAGCUGCUGGCAGUGAUCGAGGAGCAGCACAAGGAGAUCCACCAGCAGCGGCAGGAGGAGGGGGCAGAGGAGAAGCCAAAGCCAGCAGAAGCACAGCCAGAGCCUGCCGUGCCCCUCUCCAGGAGCAGGGAGGACGAGGGCCUGGGAGCCAAGGGGGACAUGGCUGGGAAGGAGCAGCCGGAGCAGCGCCCAGCCCAGCAGCCCCCCGAUUCCAAAGAGCAGCACAGGGACAGCGUGGGGAAGCUGGAAGAGGCUGAGCACAGGCGUGACAUUCCUGUGGCUCCUCCCAAGGACUGGAAGGUGCCACUGCAGGAGAAUGACAGAGCUGUUAAGAAUCCCGUGGAGAACCGGGAUCCCCUCCACGGGGAUGCCCAGCGUGUUCCAGCAGCCAGAAACCACCUGGAGAAAAAGCCCUUGGCAGAGGAUUUGGGAGGAGAACGUGAAGCCAAAGCUGGAAGAGAUGUCCACCAGAAGAAGAAUUUCCUGAGAGCCGUGGAAGCAGCUACAGCUCCCAUCCAAAGAGAACAGCCGGGGGCUGCCAAAGUUCAGGGAGUAGCAGGAAAGAGUUUGGAAAGAGACUCAGGAACAGACCUUAAAGCCAAAACUCUGAGUCAGGUGGAGCCCAAGGACCUGGCAGUGCUGCCGGACUCUUCCAGUAACAGGAAUGUGGCAGGGAGGGAGCAGCACCCCCGGGAGCGGGAGUGGCAGAGAGGGGCACAGCCCGAGGGGGCGGGCGGGCGGCAGCGGGACCCGCCUGGCCACGGGCGCAGGAAGGAGGAGGAUCCCCGGGAGGAGCCGCAGGGCCGUGCGGGGGCGGGUGGGGGUCCCUCCAACGGCGCCGACAGGAAACCCAGCGCUCAGGAUGCUCCAGCACCGAAAUCCGAGAACGGAGCGGCCGCUCCCAGGGAUCCGCAGCAGGACCUCAAACCCAACCGGGACCUGAAGCUGCAGGGGGGGCUGGACCUGCGGCGCAGGAGACGGGACCUGCUGCCUCCCGACCAGGAGGAGGAUGGGGAGGAGGAUGGGGAGGAGGAGGAGGCGGCUGCAGCAGGAGCCGGGGGGGUCCUGAUCGGCCUGAACCCCCUUCCCGACGUGAAGGUGAACGACCUGCGCAGCGCGCUGGAGACGCGGCUCAGCCGGGUGGCCGAGGGCGCGCAGCACCUGGGGCACAGCCGCCACAUCCAGCAGGUGACGCAGGACGGGAGCCCCUGACCUGGCUGUGGCCACGCUCCGCAGGCAAGGCUGGGCUUGCCGGUGCUGCUCAGGCACGGAGAGAUGGAAGCCAGCACCGCCCCAGGGGUUCCACAGCAGCACCCCCAGUGUGUGCCUGCGGGCAGCCGAGGAGAUGGUGGCACUGGAAGUGACAUUCCUGCUGUCCCCUGCCUUCCAGAGCUGCCAUCCACCUCGGCUCCCUGCCAGGCCGCUGCUCCAAGCACCUUUUCCAGCAUCUCAUCCACAUCAAAUUGCCUUCUCCAGCCAUCUCCCAGCUGCUCUCAGAAGCAGGGAGGGGCUCCAUCGCCCCGGCUGUGCUGAGGGGACCUGGGAUCCGCACCUUGGGAAGGGCUUUACCCCAGAGAAGCCGUGAGCCGAGCACCAGGAGACGCUCCAGUGCUGGAUCGGGAGCAGGGCCUCGUUUGUUUGGGACACAGUGGUGGUUUAGGAACCUCAUUUAGUAGAAAUGCUGCCUUAACUGGGCACAACUCCUGUUGUGCUGCCUCUCUCCCAGGGAUGGGAUUCCUUGGCCACACACUGGGAUCACACGGAGCUCUGCCCCCGCUACCCUCCCUGGGUGCUCCUCUCUGUGCUCUCCAGCUCCACUUCCCCUCUCAAAAGUGCAUUAAGAAGCUCAACUUUCCCCCAAGCCUUCCCAACCCAGCUUGAUUCUUCUGCCAGAGGUGAGAAGUUUGGGAAAAACGUGGCAGAGCCAGGUGGACCCAGGGGCUCCACCUACCUCUUCCUGUGUUCCGGGUGCUCUUCCCAGCCUCCCCCCGCCCUGUUCUGCAUCCAGACAGGUCCCUGCUCCACCUCUGGAAAUUUGUUUGAUGAGUGAGGAAGAGCUUUACCAAAAGCUCUAUGUUGUUUCAGGCUUCCAGUGAUUCAUCCCUUGGGGUUUUUUUGGGUUUUGUGUUUUUACAUCCUGACCUGAGAAUGUACGGAAUUCGAUCCCAAAGCUCUCCCUAGACAGGCUGAGAAUUCCCAGCCUGGAGCCCUCAGACCUCAUCACUGUGGUGGGUUUUAGAUCCCCAAAUGUCUCUGGCGACCUCGAGUCUGUGUGCAGUGCUGGGACAGGGUGGGACUGUCCCUGCCUGGUGCUCCCGGGGUGUCACAACCCAGAGUGACAGGGAAGCGACCUCGGGAGUCCUUUGGGAAGAUCCCCCGGAACACUGUGGCCUUAAGCCCCCUGAACCCAACGAGCUUCUCCAUCAACGCUGUCGUCAAGCACAAGCAGCGCGGCCGGGAGCCCCGGAGCCGCUCCGAGAGGCGGGGAUGGAUCCCUGCUGGAUCCUGGGGAGAUGGAUCCGGGCUCUGGCUCCAGCCAGCCUUGCUGAAGUGAGAGGGAGCCGGAUCGGCUCCUUCAUCCCCCGUGCUGCGGGCUCAGCCCCGCCUGUCUGUUGUUCUGUGUGUGAACAGAAGGGACCAAAGAUGCUCCUGACAUUCCUGCUCCUGGGAAUGGCGUGGGCACCCGAGCUGGGCUGGGAGCUGCCUUGUCCCGCCGGGAGCGGCUCCCCCGGGGCGGGAGAGCCCGGAGCGCGGGCUGAGCUCAUCAAUAAAAUAAGCUGAAGCAUUCUGA